AUGGCUUCUACUGAACGACCUCUGGUAGCGGAUGUGCACGACAAACCAGAAACCACCUCCAGUCUCACUCAACAUGGCUCUACCGAGAAUGAUCAAGCAAAGCCUGAACCCGGCUAUCAAAGCGGGCUGCCGUUUUUUCUGGUCGUCUUCGCCUUGCUGUUGAGCAUGUUCUUGUCGGCCCCAGAUGUCGGCUGGUACGCUGCUGCGUUCUUCAUCACAUUGGCCAUAUUCCAAUCAGCAUGGGGUAAAGCAUACAAGCACUUCAAUAUUAAGAUUACCUUCGUGGUAGCAGUCGUCCUGUUCGAGGUUGGCAGCUUGAUCUGCGGCGUUUCGCAAAACAGUCUUACGUUCAUCGUCGGCCGAGCCAUCGCUGGACUUGGUGGAGCCGGCGUUACUGGUGGCGUGUAUACCGCCAUGGCCUACAUUGUGCAGCCUGCGCAAGUUCCAACAUACAUUGGCCUCAUCGGCGCCGUGUUUAGUGUCGCCAGCGUUGCUGGCCCCCCGCUUGGCGGUGCGCUCACUGGCGAGGUGAGCUGGAGAUGGGUAUUCUACAUCAAUCUGCCAAUAGGCGGCUUCGCCCUGUUGAUCAUAUUCAUCUACUUCCACUUGCCUGCCACAGUCAAACCAGUCCCUAUCGGCCGAAAAGAACUCAUCUUGGUCAUGGAUAUUCCCGGUAUUGUCCUCGGCAUGGGUGCGCUUGUCAGCUUCACGCUCGCUAUGCAGUGGGGUGGUACCCUGAAGCCUUGGUCUUCUCCAGACGUUAUAGGUACCCUCGUAGGCAGCGUUAUCAUGACUGUCCUCUUUGCCGCCUUGCAGUGGCAAGCGGGCGAGAACGCCUCCCUCGUUACGCGGAUUAUGACGCAGCGAACAGUGGCAGCACUGUCAGCAUUCAUCUUCUUUCUGAACUCAACCAACUUCCUCCUGGUAUACAAUCUCCCACAAUACUUCCAGGUUAUCAACGACCUCUCCGCCACAGAAAGUGGUAUCAGAAACCUCGCACUCAUUCUUUCAACUUCAGCUUUCGUCCUUGCAAGUGGCUUCAUCCUCGGCCGGGUCGGCUACUACCACAUCUUCCUCAUCAGUGGUUCUGCUCUACUCACAGUCGGGGCGGGCCUCGUAUACACGCUCGACCUUGACUCCACAGUCGCGGAAGUAGUGGGGUUUCAGAUUCUGGUUGGUAUGGGUAUCGGAUUAGCCAUCCAGGCUCCCGUCAUUGUUGCACAGGCUUUCUCGGCCCCUGAGGAUAUCCCAGUAGUCACGUCGAUAGUCAUGUUCUUCCAGCUAGUGGCGGGAGCGAUAUGUGUAUCGGCCUCUCAGACACUUCUCAACAACCGGCUGAUCUCAGCACUGGCAGACCUCGCGCCAAACAUCACACCUGAGCAGGUCUUCGCUGUGGGUGCGACGGAAAUACGUGAUGUUUUCCAGGGGGGCGAUCUCGUCGCAGUGCUCAAGUCCUACAUGGUUGGUCUCAAAGAUUCUUGGCUUUUUGCGACUGUUCUGGCUGCGAUCACCUUUCUCCUGGCUUUUGCGGGAGAAUGGAAGAGUGUGAAAGGCGCAAAGCCUGCGGCUGUUGCAUGA
Molecule: messenger RNA, 1578 nt
Organism: Alternaria arbusti
Lineage: Eukaryota; Fungi; Ascomycota; Dothideomycetes; Pleosporales; Pleosporaceae
Exons: 5
Coding region: 1-1578 (525 amino acids)
Biological process (GO): transmembrane transport
Molecular function (GO): transmembrane transporter activity
Source: RefSeq, a predicted model, not a curated record